AUGCGUCGGAAGGCCAGGAUCCAGUUCGCGACGCUCUGCUGGAGUCUCUUCUUAGCCGGUUGGAAUGACGGCACGACAGGUCCCCUUCUCCCCCGAAUACAGACUGUAUAUCACGUCAACUUCGCCGUUGUUUCUCUUAUCUUCGUAUGCAACUGCGUUGGCUUCCUAUCUGGCGCCGCAGCGAACGUCUGGCUCACCGACCGGUUUGGGUUCGGCAAGGUCAUGGUGCUAGGCUCUCUGGCACAAGUGAUUGCGUAUACUAUAGAGGCUCCUGCGCCACCUUUUCCUGUUUUCGUAAUAGCAUACGCGAUCAACGGCUUUGGGCUCGCACUUCAGGAUGCCGGCGCCAACGGCUUUGUCGCGUCCUUGAAAGAAAACGCCGCGACGAAGAUGAGUGUCUUGCACGCGGUCUAUGGCGUUGGUGCGUUCUGCUCUCCGCUUGUCGCGACCGAGUUCGCGCAGCUGCACCAGUGGUCCUUCCACUUCCUCACGUCACUCGCGGUCGCACUCGCCAACACCAUCGCCCUAAUCGUGGUUUUCCGUUUCAAAGACCAAGACACCGCGCUCGCAGAAAUCGGCCAGACUGUAACUCAUCAACAAGACGCAGCGCAGGAGAACGACGGGGACAAGUACAGACAAAUGUUCAGGCUCAAGUCUCUGCACCUGAUGGCAAUCUUCAUCCUCAUCUACGUCGGCGUGGAGGUUACUCUCGGGGGCUGGAUCGUCACAUACGUGAAAGACUUGCGGGGCGGAGGUCCUUCCGCUGGAUACAUAUCCUCUGGUUUCUUCGGCGGCCUGACUCUUGGUCGCGUUGGGCUGCUUUGGGUGAACCAGAAGGUUGGCGAACGCCGCGCCAUCUUCCUCUACGCUAUCAUCGCCAUCGGGUUAGAACUCGUCGUCUGGUUCGUGCCCUCGCUCAUCGGCGGCGCCGUCGCCGUCUCCUUCGUUGGACUUCUCCUGGGCCCCAUCUACCCGAUCGUCAUGAACCAUGCAGGUCGUGUCCUCCCUCCUCGACUCCUGACCGGGUCGAUCGGCUGGAUCGCGGGUUUUGGGCAGACGGGCUCGGCGUUCCUGCCUUUCCUCACUGGAGCGCUCGCACAGAAAGCUGGCAUCAAGAGCUUGCAGCCGCUGUUGGUGUCGAUGAUGAGCUUUAUGGUUUUCUUGUGGGCUCUCGUUCCGAACUCGCCUCGUCGCAUCGAGUAG
Messenger RNA from Dichomitus squalens LYAD-421 SS1, 1203 nucleotides. RefSeq names its product MFS general substrate transporter. Gene Ontology annotation, molecular function: transmembrane transporter activity. Lineage: Eukaryota; Fungi; Basidiomycota; Agaricomycetes; Polyporales; Polyporaceae. Gene Ontology annotation, cellular component: membrane. The transcript is spliced from 12 exons. The record is from RefSeq and is a predicted model, not a curated record. Gene Ontology annotation, biological process: transmembrane transport. Bases 1 to 1203 code for a protein of 400 amino acids.